UGGAAUCUAACCCCAACUAGAACCAAGUUGGCAAGAGCUAGGCUUAUUGCUCUGAAGAAGGUCCACGGAGAUGAGGAAGAGCAGUACAACCAGUUAUGGGAUUAUGGGCAAGAGCUAAGGAGAAGUAAUCCUGGGACAUCUUUCUAUCUCAAUGUAGUGUCUAAUCAUUUCAGCACCUGCUAUUUUUCAUUGGAUGCAUCCAAAAGGGGAUUUCUAAGUGCAUGCAGGCCCUUGAUAUGCUUGGAUGGGUGCCACAUAAAGACCAGAACUGGAGGAAUUCUAUUGACUACAGUAGGUAUUGAUCCUAAUGACUGUAUAUAUCCCAUUGCAAUGGCUGUGGUUGAGGUAGAGUGCAAGGACUCAUGGCUGUGGUUCUUGAAUACAUUGAAGAGUGAUCUUGGAAUUGAGAGCACUUAUCCUUGGACUGUAAUGACUGAUAAACAAAAGGGUUUGAUCCCUGCUGUGGAGCAAGUCUUUCCAGAAGCAGAACAUAGGUUCUGUGUUAGGCACUUAUACUCCAAUUUCCAGCAGCACUUCAAGGGAGAGACACUGAAGAAUCAGCUAUGGAUGUGUGCAAGAUCAACCACUAUGAUGGAUUGGAACACAAACAUGGACCAAAUGAAGACAUUAAAUGCAGCUGCCUACACAUGGUUAGAGAAGAUGCCACCAAACACAUGGGUAAAGGCCUUCUUCUCUGAGUUCCCUAAAUGUGAUAUCUUGUUGAACAACAGUUGUGAGGUGUUCAACAGAUACAUACUGGAAGCAAGGGAAUUGCCUAUACUCUCUAUGUUUGAGAAGAUCAAGUGUCAAAUGAUGACUAGGAUUGUGAACAAGCAAAAAGAGAUGGCAGAAAAGUUCCAAGGUCCCCUGUUCCCCAAAAUUAGAAAGAAAAUUCUGAAGAGGUAUGAAUGGGCCAACUUGUGUUAUGCACUGCCUGCUGGCCAGAGUGUGUUUCAAGUAAAUGAGAGGUAGAAUCAGUACAUUGUUGAAUUGGCCACCCAACACUGUGAUUGUAGAAGGUGGGACCUAACUGGGAUACCAUGUAACCAUGCUAUAGCUGCCUUAAGACAUGAGAGAAUUCCAGCUGAAUCAGUUGUACCAAGUUGCUAUUCUGUAGAGAGUUUCAGAAAAGCGUAUGAGUUCAACAUUUGGCCAUGCAGAGACAAGAGAGAGUGGGAGCAUGUUAAUGGGCCACAAGUUCUAGCUCCAAUCUAUGAGAAGAAAGUUGGGAGGCCCAAGAAGUCAAGGAGAAAGCAACCUCAUGAGGUCCAAGGAAAACAUGGGCCUAAAAUGACAAAGCAUGGAGUGGUGAUGCAUUGUAGGUACUGUCAGUCCGAUCAACACAACCAGGCAACAUGUGAAAUAAAGAAGCUAGGCUUGAGACCCAAACAACCAGCAAGAAGGAAGGCCCAAACAGUCCAGGAGGAAGGCAAUGCAACAUGUGACAUGGUAAGUCUCAAUGAGUCAGACAACAUGUGUAACCACAUAUCUUCUGAUUGUCUUCUAAUUCUGUGCAGGAGGACAUCCAGCAAGAAGUAGGUAGUUCCCAACUUAUGUCACAACUUAGUUCAACAAUGAUGAGCCAGAUGACUGCUGAAGGAUCACAAUCUAGCAGGCUUCUUCUGCAUCAUGGACCAUUACCUGAUUCUGAAUUUGUUCAGAACAACCGUCCAAGGGCCAGACCUGGAGUCCCAUUAACAACAUCAACCAAGGCUGGGAGGCAGGCUGCAGCAGCAAAGAAAGGGAAGGCCUCGAAGAAAAACCGUCAAACUG
Panicum virgatum (switchgrass) is the source of this 1773-nucleotide messenger RNA. RefSeq lists its product as uncharacterized. The record is from RefSeq and is a predicted model, not a curated record. Gene Ontology annotation, biological process: DNA transposition. Gene Ontology annotation, molecular function: transposase activity; DNA binding. The coding region runs from base 331 to 972 and encodes 213 amino acids. Lineage: Eukaryota; Viridiplantae; Streptophyta; Magnoliopsida; Poales; Poaceae. The transcript has 2 exons.